Messenger RNA from Pseudophryne corroboree (corroboree frog), 2767 nucleotides. RefSeq names its product transcription factor B1, mitochondrial (gene TFB1M). Gene Ontology annotation, molecular function: rRNA (adenine-N6,N6-)-dimethyltransferase activity; mitochondrial transcription factor activity. The record is from RefSeq and is a predicted model, not a curated record. The coding region runs from base 497 to 1543 and encodes 348 amino acids. NCBI's taxonomy places the organism in Eukaryota, Metazoa, Chordata, Amphibia, Anura, Myobatrachidae. The transcript is spliced from 9 exons. Gene Ontology annotation, cellular component: mitochondrial matrix. Gene Ontology annotation, biological process: transcription initiation at mitochondrial promoter; rRNA methylation.
UUCCGCCACUGAAGCCAGUGUUUUAAAUAAAUGAGCUGCAGCACCAGCAGCUAUCUCCGUUCUCCCCCCUUCCUCCCUCUGCCCGAGUGUAGUAUCAGCGGGGUAGGUAGGAGGCUGUCAGCCCUGCACAGCGUUUCCCUGUGUGACAGCAGCGCACAGACAGCGCCAGUGUGCUGGGCUGACAGCCUCCUAACAGUGCGGGAGCAGCAGCAGCUUCGUGCGGGAGCUGGCAGGGAUUUCUCCCUCCCCACUGACAGCCCGUCGCGGACACGCACUCCGUACGGAGACGCGCUUUCAAUUCACAGCUCCCCAGCGGCGUUCCGGAAACGGGUCCGGUCCGGAUUUCACCGAAUCCCUGUCUAAACUGCAUGCAGGAUUUAGUCUCUGCAUUACUUUGCUACGUCUUCACGUGGAGAAGAAAGCAGAUUCCGUCUGCUAGAGGUGACAGAUAAAGAAUCAACCGAGGUGACAGAUCUAGCGCUUCAGAAGACAGCUGAUGUUUCUGAAUGUUUCAGGAAAGAUGUCCUUGUUUCGUCUACCACCCGUACCAACUAUUAGGGAGAUUAUCCAACUUUACAAUUUAAGAGCUGAAAAACAGCUUUCUCAAAAUUUUUUGCUGGAUCUGAGACUUACAGAUAAAAUAGUCAGAAAAGCCGGGAAUAUAAAAAAUCAUUAUGUGUGUGAGGUUGGUCCUGGGCCAGGAGGACUUACGAGAGCUAUUCUCAAUUCCGGUGUUGAAGAACUUCUUGUGGUAGAAAAGGACACACGGUUUAUGCCUGGGCUAAAGCUGUUAAAUGAAGCAUCCAAGGGAAAAGUGCGUAUUGUUCAUGGUGAUAUCCUCACAUACAGGAUGGAUAGAUCCUUUCCGAAGCACUUACGAAAGGCAUGGAAAGACGAUCCACCUAAUUUGAACAUUAUUGGGAAUCUGCCUUUUAACGUCUCCACACCUUUGAUCAUCAAGUGGUUUGAGGAGAUUGCAAAUAGAACUGGCCCAUUUUCUUAUGGCAGGACACAGAUGACAUUGACUUUCCAGCAUGAAGUAGCAGAGAGGAUGACAGCCCCCCCUGGUAACAAACAGCGGAGUAGACUGUCUAUCAUGACCCAGUAUCUCUGCAAUGUGAAACAUUGCUUUUCUAUUCCUGGUCGUGCCUUCGUUCCUAAACCCAAGGUUGAUGUGGGUGUUGUACAUUUGACACCCUUAAUACAACCAAGAAUAGAACAGCCUUUUAAACUUGUAGAAAAAGUAGUCCAAAGUGCCUUCCACUUAAGGCGGAAAAACUGCUAUCGAGGAAUUUCUUUGUUAUUCCCCGAAGACCAGCGCACAAAACUGACAGAGCAGAUGCUGACAUUGGCUAAUGUAGAACCAACAUUACGACCACCUGAUCUAUCAAUGCAGCAUUUCCAAGGUUUAUGCAAUGCAUACAGUGAAUUGUGCAACCAAGAUCCCAAUUUAUUUGCUUAUAACUUUAGAGAGGAACUUCGUCAAAAAAGGCUGUCUGAUAAGUCCCCCCAGGAAAGUGAAGAAGCUGAUUCAGAAAGAUAAAAUCAGAUGUACAAAAUAUAAAUGGUAUUGACAGAAAUGGAUUUGUCUCUAAGAUGUGCCCAUAUUUAAAGUAUCUUUCUAGAUGAAAAUUUAUUUCCCUGCCUGUUAUUAUGUAUACUACCUGUACAGAGUACCUUAUGAAGCUGAUUUGUGUGUUGAACCACACACUUGAAUGGGAAGUGUAUUUUACAAAACCUGUAGAGGGGAAAGCAAGAGUCAGUCUUUCAAGCCAUAUGAAACUAAUGCCGUUUUAAGUUCAAGCCACUGGUCACUCAUUUUCUUUCUUCCUGUGACAUUUCAUUAUUAAACUAAUAAGUCUCUAAGAAAUUUUGAGCUAAUUACAGUACAUAAUAUUCAUACUACAUAGUGGAAUUAAGUACAUUCUGAGAUGAAAGGUUAUGGAAACAGGUGCUCUUCAUUCACGGUUGUACUCUGAACAUAGGAGCAUACCGCUGUAAAAUGUACCUUCUAAAUAUAUAUUUUUGAAUUAGAAGGAUGUAUUUUGCUUACCUUAUCCAGGACUCCUAUCCAAUGUGGUGAAAAAAAUAUUUCUUGCAUUUAGCGCAAUAAGGAGUCUGGAGAUUUUUAACCUGACCUUAAACCCAUUAAUGCAUAAGUAUUUCAAACCUUUUUUUUUCAAAUGCAAUAAAGUUAGGGGAUGCUGAUGUGAAUAGUAGUACAGAUUAAGUAUCCCAUAUCCAAAAUGUUUGUGACCAGAAGUAUUUUGGAUAUCUGAUUUUAUCCGUAUUUUGGAAUAAUUGCAUACCAUAAUGAGAUAUCAUGACGAUGGGACCCAAGUCUAAGCACAUAAUGCAUUUUUGUUUCAUAUACACCUUAUUUACACAGCCUGAAGGUCAUUUAAUACAGUAUUUUUAAUAACUUUGCGUAUUAAACAACGUUUGUGUACAUUGAGCCUUCAGAAAACAAAGGUUUCACUAUCUCAGUCUGUUCAGAAAAAAUCAGUAUUUUGGAUUAUUUGGAUAUGGGAUACUCAACCUGUAUUCUUCUUAGAAGUAGUGUCUCUAUAUAAUCAAACUGUGGUGCGUUAUAUAGUCCCUAUUCUGGAUAGAGGAUUGCAAACCCCAGGCAGUAUUAAUUUUGCCUCUUCCUCUACAUUUACAGAAAACUACCAGAUUGUGUGAGCUCUUUGUCCCAUCAUCCCAAAUUUAUAUGUAACGGUCAACUUAAUUCUAUCUCUCAAUACAGUUAAUUUUUGUUCACUUA